Messenger RNA from Triticum aestivum (bread wheat), 767 nucleotides. RefSeq lists its product as uncharacterized. The transcript has 2 exons. Lineage: Eukaryota; Viridiplantae; Streptophyta; Magnoliopsida; Poales; Poaceae. The coding region runs from base 1 to 729 and encodes 242 amino acids. The record is from RefSeq and is a predicted model, not a curated record.
AUGGAUGCAGCUGUGAUGGCCAGAACAAGCAGCAGCUUCAGCCGCACCUGCAUCAGGAGUAGAUGGGAGCUUCUGGCCAAGAUUAAGAGCUGCUACGGGCGGGUGAAGCUCCGGGCCGUCUUUGACGAGGGCUUGUGCUUCGGGCUUCUAGACCCUGUCUCCAACAUCGUCGCCGGUGUCAUCAUCGCCGGCGCCGUGAGAAUCGACCCUGACCCCAUUAUAUCUUUCCCAAGGCAGACAAGACCAGAUCCGAUCGAGGACAUGAACCAGCGGUCGCUCAACGGCCUCGUCGCCUUCCUGGCCGCCCUCUUCCCCUACCUCACCCAAGCAAAGGCUAUGUGGUAUCUCAACAAAGCCGAGUUGGAUCCCCUCGUUGCCGCCCGCCUCAUCAUCCAGCAUCGCGGGAUGGAGCAGAGUUUCGGGUUUUCAUCCGACACCGCCGUCGCAGCCGUUGAAGCGGCCCUCAGAUGUGCCGCAGCCGCCGCUCAGCACCCGUGCCCGAAGCAGUUCGUGGCAGGGUGGAAGAUACUCUCACAUUCUCUGGAUGAGGUCGCCACCCUGCUAUCAGGCACCUGCGUGACUGUCGAUCCCUUCAUCACAGAUAUUCUGCUCAAUAAACCCCAGCCAUCGAUUUUCAGCCUAGACAAGUCAUGGGAUUUUGCCUCUUGUCGCCUCCUCAAUCUCAGUCCAGAUCUCUUAGGGGGGGGGGGAGGUGAAACAAUUUUCUGAGCGGUCAACUUUGAGGUGCAUGCUGCUCACAACCAUCC